AUGGAUCCUCAAGUUUUAGAUUUGGAUAUAUUAGAAAACUUGAAUGAAGAAGAAAAAGAAACUCACAAAGGGCAGCAUUUGAUUAGAAUUUCUAGUCCAUUAUCUCCUAUUAGCAAACAAAUAGUAUUUGCUAUUAAUGAUACAUUUCCUAAUUGGUUAAUUGCAGAGCAUUAUGUUACUCAGUAUGGUCACCAAAAAGGAUUUGUUGCUAUUAAAAUUCGCAAUAAAACUGAUAACAAUGGUGGUCUAACAAAUUUGUAUUAUAAAUGCGAAUUUGGUAGUAUAUAUCAACAAAAAAAAUCUGUAAAUUUGCAAAGUCAAUAUAAUAAAGAUACAAAAAAACUUAAUUGCAAAUGGAAACUUAAUUUGUUGUCAGCGACAGAUGUAGUUCGUAUUACUAGCUUUUAUGAUCAACAUGUCGAACACCAACUUUCAUCUGAUAUUGUAAUUUUUGCUUCAAUUAAUCGUCGGUUCUCUAAUGAGUAUUGCAAGAAUAUUCGUCACUUGCUUGUUGAUGAUCAGUGUGAUUUAUCAACAAUAUGGUCCCUUAUAUCCGUUAAGUAUCCCAACCAGCUUUUGUUAACAAGAAACCUUGCUAAUGUUGUGACUUAA
Racocetra fulgida is the source of this 612-nucleotide messenger RNA. The record is from the annotation of a GenBank genome assembly. NCBI's taxonomy places the organism in Eukaryota, Fungi, Glomeromycota, Glomeromycetes, Diversisporales, Gigasporaceae.